This is a messenger RNA of Quercus robur (English oak), 2617 nucleotides long. RefSeq names its product protein tesmin/TSO1-like CXC 5. The record is from RefSeq and is a predicted model, not a curated record. The coding region runs from base 378 to 2231 and encodes 617 amino acids. Gene Ontology annotation, biological process: regulation of DNA-templated transcription. The transcript is spliced from 8 exons. Gene Ontology annotation, cellular component: nucleus. Lineage: Eukaryota; Viridiplantae; Streptophyta; Magnoliopsida; Fagales; Fagaceae.
UCAAAAGCUUGGGAGAGAGGGAGCAGAGACGAAACAAGAACAAAAGUUCCUUUGCUCUUCUUCUUAUUUGAUAUUUAUUUCUCAGUCAUCUCCCUUCCUCCAUUACUUUCUCUUUCUCUCUACCUCUCUCAGUACCAAACUCUCACUCAAAAUUUCUUUUUGAAUUUCGUUUAUCAAAGCCCUCUCUCAAUUGUUCAAAUCUUGGAGCUACGAAAUCGCGUAAUUUAUGUUUUCUCUAUGUUUCAGUGGCUUUCCGAUUCGGUUUCGGAUCUGAAACUGUGUCAAUUUGAGGAAUUUCGGUGAUUAUUUAUUUUAUAUAAAAAAAUAAUAAUAAUAAUAAUAAUAAUAUUUUUUGGAAUUGAGUUUUGUUGAAUUUCAUGGGGGAAGGUGAGGGAAGCGAUUUCCCUCCGAAGAAAGCUCAAUCGGACGGACCGGCGGCCUGCUCGUCUACGACGGAGGCUCCGGCGGCUAAGAAGCUCGCGAGGCAGCUUGAUUUCACGGCUUUUGACUCCAGCGCCUCCGCUACUGUGGUUUUGCCGGAACACCCGCAGACUCAGACUGUGACGGUUACAGUGGCGGUUGCGGCUCAGAGCCAGCCUCCGCAGGUUUUGGUGAGGCCAGUGGUGGCUCCGCCGCCUCCUCCUCCUCCUCUUCCUUCGACAACGACGACGCAGCCGCUGGCUCAAGCGCCUGUGAGAAAACCAGAUUCUCCAAAAUCAAGACCAAAACCCAAUUCUGAAGUAAAAGAUGGCACUCCGAAGAAGCAAAAACAGUGCAAUUGUAAACAUUCACGAUGCUUAAAGUUGUAUUGUGAGUGUUUUGCAUCUGGAAUAUACUGUGAUGGUUGCAACUGUGUAAAUUGUUAUAACAAUGUUGAGAAUGAAGCUGCUAGACGAGAAGCUGUAGAAGCUACUUUAGAGCGUAAUCCAAAUGCAUUCAGGCCUAAAAUUGCAAGCAGCCCACAUGGAGUGCGGGAUAAUCGGGAGGAGGCUGGGGAAGUUUUAAUAUUGGGAAAGCACAACAAAGGAUGCCAUUGCAAAAAAUCUGGGUGUCUCAAAAAGUACUGUGAAUGCUUCCAAGCCAACAUUCUCUGCUCUGAAAAUUGUAAAUGCAUAGACUGCAAGAAUUUUGAGGGUAGUGAAGAGAGACAAGCCUUAUUCCACGGAGAUCAAGGCAACAACAUGGCAUAUAUUCAGCAGGCUGCGAAUGCUGCCAUAACUGGAGCUAUUGGAUCCUCUGGGUAUGCAUCCCCUCCAAUAUCAAAGAAAAGAAAAAGUCAGGAGCUCUUCUUUACUACCACAGCCAAGGAUCCAUCUGCACACCGGCUUGGGCAAUUUCAACAGGCAAACCAUCUCAAAUCUUCUGCACCCUCUUCAUUGUCUUCCGUCCCAGGUGCUCGUGUUGGUGGCACUGCAGCAUUAGGCCCUUCCAAAUUUACAUACAGGUCUCUCUUAGCAGACAUUAUUCAACCACAGGACUUAAAGGAGCUUUGCUCAGUUUUGGUAGUACUCUCUGGUGAAGCUGCCCAGACAAUUGCAGAGCAAAGAAGUGCAACAGAAAAGCGGGCAGAAGAUCAUACAGAAACCUCCCUUGCUUCAUCAACUCAAGAAAGGUUUCCAAGCCAGAAGGAACCCAAUGUUGAGAAUGCUGUGGCUGAUGAUUGUUCAAGUGCAAACCAGAACGAUAAAAUUGGCGCUGAAGAUUCCAGUUCAGAUGGUGCUGAUGUACCUAAAGGAAGGCCUAUGUCACCUGGGACUUUAGCAUUGAUGUGUGAUGAACAAGAUGCAGUCUUCAUGGCAUCCACUUCACCCAAUGGGAUGAUGGGCAAUCAUAACACGUCUUCACAGUUGCCUUAUGGACAAGGCAUGACAGAGGUCUAUGCAGAGCAGGAAAAGAUUGUUUUGACAAAGCUUCGAGAUUGUCUUAAUAGGCUCAUCACGUUUGGAGAAAUAAAAGAGACAAACUGUUCAUCAUUAGCCAGGAGUGAAUUGGGGGUUCAAAAAGACUUCCUGAGCAAUGUUGGGGCCAAUGCCAAUGCCAGAAUUGAAGCGGGGAAUCAACAGGGACCGGUUAGCAAUGGUAUUGCAAAAACAGAUGUCCCACCUACAGCCAACAAGACUUCUCAGAUGGCUACUCCAGUGGUUGUGGCCCCUAGCAAUGACCUCCUUCCAAAAGUUCCAUUUCUCCCCAAAAAUGGUGAUACAAAACCGAAGAAUGAAAAAGAGAUGUAAAAAGAUUAUAGCACAGAAAUUUGGCCCAAGGUAUUCCCCUGCAUCUCUCUAAUAUUAGUACUACACCAUUGUUCCUUACUUGAUUUUAUUCAAUGCAGCGUUGAGAUGGUAUUGGGCCUCAUUGUUAGAACUGACCAGGAUCUAAUUUGAUCCUUCUUUUUCAUUUUCUUUUUUCAUCUUCUCUUUUUACGCCAUUAGUAUAUUCUAAAUUAGUUUUCCAGCUUCAACAAUAGUUUGGCACUGGUGUAAAAUGCUGAACCUUGUAAUUGCACAAGAUAUCAUUUAGAUUAUUAAUGCCAAUGACCAUAUAGCCUGUAUCGUUAGGUGCUAAGAUUUUGUUUUUUACUAUUUACAUUUCUAGAGAAACAAAGAGCAGUUUUAUAAUU